UGAAAAUCUUUCAGGAAGUGUAUAUCCGCUACGACGCGGACGUAAACAAACCCAUUAGCUAUAAACCCCGUUGUGACUACAAAGAGAUUGUACAGUAGUACAAUGUGUUUCUUUACCAUCUAGAUCUAGAACGAUCUGAUAUCCGUUAACAGGACCUGGCGUUUUGUUAGGAGCUUUACUUGAGAAGAUCUCAACUCAACAAUGUCUACUUCAAAUUUUAAGAAUAAGUGUGUAACGCAAGUCAACUGUAUAUACUGUGACAGUCUUCUGUGCAUGAGAGGAAUGAAAGCAGUACUUUUGGCUGAUACAGAAAUAGAGUUGUUCUCAACUGACAUACCACCAAAUAGGACAGUUGAUUUUGUGGCAAGCUACUAUUCGACUGAAAGCUGCAAAUGCAAGUUAAGAGACAUUGCUUGUUUGAAAUGUGGGAAUGUUGUGGGAUAUCACGUGGUGGCCCCAUGCAAGCCCUGCUUGCUGUCCUGCAACAAUGGUCAUUUCUGGAUGUUCAACAGUGAGGCUGUGUCCACCAUCAAUAGACUGGAUGCAACAGGGCAGAACUUGCUGCUGUGGGGAGAUCUUCCAGAACUGGAAGGCAGUGAUGACGAGAGUCUGGACAGUCUCUCAGAAGAAGAGUACCUCAGAUAGAAACACACACAUCCAAAGGAAGUAGACUCUGACGGUAGCCAACUAGUGUACUUUCACUCACACAAGUCUCUGUUUAAAGCACAUUGUCUUGUCUUUAGCUGGCUGGGAAUAGACAAAAGGAAAAAAAGGACUUUAUCAACCCGGCUUGAUUUACAUGCAUUUUCUUUCUGCAUCUCCUCAGAUUAGUUGCAGUAUGUCAGUGUGCCACUACCAAAGAGAUGUUUCUGUUUUCCUUGCUUUACGGUUGCAGUAGCACAAAACAUGAGGAUUGGAUUUAAAGAUUUAGGAUGCUAUCCUCAUAUGUCUUUAAACAAUAUUCAUGAAUGAUCAGAUUAAGAUCAGACUGUUUAAGAAGAUUAACAGUAGUGUUACUUUGAGGUGUUAAUACAGGUUAUUUGCUCCGGUACUAUUGCAGUUUUGGGAGGCAGCCAGAUAGAUAGAUAGAUAGAUAGAUAGAUAGAUCCAAUCUUGCAAAAUAAAAUGCUGGUUCCACAAGUCUAUGUGGUUUUUAUAGGAAGGAAAUUAAUGACUGACAUUUACCAUGUUUUAAUGGUUUACCAGUAUAUAUAUAAUGCCCAUUUAAUUUCAUAUGCCCUGCAGAUUGAUAUCAAUUGGUAUAUUUGUUCUAAACGAGGUUCAUCCCUGCAUAAUGUUUUGUAUUUAGAUUUUGCUCUUUUUUCUUUUCUUUUUUUUUUUUUAAACGGCUUUGACAUUUGAAGUGGCACAAAAUGACUUGGCAGCUUUGAGUAGAGUAGUUAGGUCUCAUUUGGCAUUUCAACAACUUUAAUUUAACAUUACGGUACUUUGCUUGGCACGCUCUUUUCAAUGAAUGCUGUUUCAUGAGAUAGUAGUUAAACAUUUGUACUGUCUGUACUCCGGUUAAUCCACCAGGCCAAUCAUGAAAAACAACAGAAAAUAAAUCUGCUCUUAAUUACUAUAAAUUCAGCAUGACACUGUGUGACAAACUGGACAAAGCAAUUUUGGGCUUUCUCAUUUUUUUUUUCUGAUGGAGGUAACAGAAUGAUUUGCAUCCUCUUCCAUUUCUUUUGAUUUACAAAGACAUGAUAUAGUCAUUCAGUAGCAGUUUUUCCACAAUCCUGUUUACCAUUUCACUGUGUAAUGAUAUGAUAUGAUUUUCACAGAUCAUUUUUAAGUAUGAAAAAAAAAAUGAAGGCUAUAAUGCCCAACUGUAGAUGUCUUAGCGCAUAAUUUUUCACCAUUUUGCAAUUUCAGUAAAAAUGGCAGCAACAAGAAUAAACAACCACUAUUGUGAUAGCUUUCAGGUGUAGCAGUUUUAGGGGUUGGCUCUUUUAUGCCUUGAAGCGAUCUUUAGUAUGCAUCUAUGACCAAAAUGAAACGGCGAAAAAUAUGUUUUGCAUUUUAACUUAUUAACAGAGGAUUUAUUUGAUUAUCUAUGUUUUGAAUGUAUUUAUUAACAGACAUGAUACUGUAUUUAUACUGACGUGAUUUCAUUUGCGCCAUGUGAGGAUGAGAAAAAAAACAUUUGUAUAUUUUGAUCUGCACUGACAAUAUGUUGUUGGUUUAAACUUUUAGUUAUUUUGUAUGCUGAAUGUCUUGAUAUUAAAUUUUUAAUGUGGA
This is a messenger RNA of Carassius auratus (goldfish), 2244 nucleotides long. RefSeq names its product protein FAM72A-like. NCBI's taxonomy places the organism in Eukaryota, Metazoa, Chordata, Actinopteri, Cypriniformes, Cyprinidae. Bases 202 to 645 code for a protein of 147 amino acids. The record is from RefSeq and is a predicted model, not a curated record. Gene Ontology annotation, cellular component: cytosol. The transcript has 5 exons.